AUUUCUACUCUUCUAGCUUGAUAAAAAAGAGAAUAAAAAAGAGAAAUAAAUAACGAGAAUUUUAAAAUUGCACGCGCUGUAUCUUGUCUAUUCAAUUGAUUUUUGUUUGUGUGUUGGUAGCACUACCAGUGACGUACGUGACGUCAAUUUUCAGGCAGCUGCGACGCUUAGUUUGUGUUUGGCGAGCGAAUGAGCAAGACGUACUUCAGUGUGUUUGGCGAUUUUUUGUGUGGCGAAAUGUCGGAUCAGAGACUGUGUCUGAAAUUUUGUGUUAAAAACGGAAUUAAGCAGCGAAGCGUUCAAAAUGUUAAAGAAGCUCUUUGGCGACGAUAUUACGUCACAAUCACGAGUUUAUGAAUGGUACAAACUCUUUCAGGAAGGCCGAGAAGACAUCGAAGAUGACGCGAGGUCUGGGCGUCCUAGCGCGUCCACCAGUGAUGAAAACGUGAAAAAAGUUAAAGAGAUUGUGCUUGCUAAUAGAAGAAUCACCAUUAGAGAGGUUGCUGAAGAAAUAGGAAUUUCAUACGGCUCAUGCGAAGCGAUUUUUACUAAUGUUUCGAACAUUAAACGAUUUAUCCAACAGUUCUUGGCGAAACGCAACACCGUUGUGAUGCCGCAACCACCUUAUUCUCCAGACAUGGCCCCCUGUGACUUUUUCCGAUUUCCCAAACUCAAAAGGACACUCAAAGGACAACGUUUUUCAACAAUCGAUGAGAUAAAGGCGAGAUAAAUCGCAGAUCCAGCUCAAGACGAUACCUAAAGAGGCGUUUCACCAGUGUUUCUCAAACUGGAAACUGCGUUGGCAUAAGUGUAUAAUAUCACAGGGGCGCUACUUUGAAGGAG
Harpegnathos saltator (Jerdon's jumping ant) is the source of this 843-nucleotide messenger RNA. RefSeq lists its product as uncharacterized. NCBI's taxonomy places the organism in Eukaryota, Metazoa, Arthropoda, Insecta, Hymenoptera, Formicidae. Gene Ontology annotation, molecular function: nucleic acid binding. The record is from RefSeq and is a predicted model, not a curated record. The transcript has a single exon. Bases 305 to 730 code for a protein of 141 amino acids.